Molecule: messenger RNA, 538 nt
Organism: Hevea brasiliensis (rubber tree)
Lineage: Eukaryota; Viridiplantae; Streptophyta; Magnoliopsida; Malpighiales; Euphorbiaceae
Product: pyruvate decarboxylase 2-like
Exons: 2
Coding region: 70-444 (124 amino acids)
Molecular function (GO): carboxy-lyase activity
Source: RefSeq, a predicted model, not a curated record
AUUAAAUAUCUUCACGGCUAACUCUGAUUCAUUUAAGGCAAAAAUUGUCUUUUUUUCCUAAUUAAGCAUAUGCACGGCUUGCAGAUGGCCCCACAAGAAGUGUCCACAAUGCUUAGAUGGGGACACAACAGCAUCAUAUUCUUGAUAAACAAUGGUGGAUACACAAUAGAAGUUGAGAUUCACGACGGUCCCUACAACGUGAUCAAGAACUGGAGCUACGCUGGGUUAGUUAAUACAAUACAGAAUGGGGAAGGCAACUGUUGGACUACCAAGGUUCGUUGCGAGAAGGAACUAGUUGCAGCAAUUGAAACAGCUAUGGGUGAUAAGAAGAACUGCUUGUGCUUUAUAGAGGUGAUAGUUCACAGGGAUGAUACUAGCAAAGAGCUGCUUCAGUUUGUUUGCAGGCUUGCUGCUGGCAAUAGUCGACCUCCCAACUCUCGUUAGCGUCUGCUUAUUCUGAAGGAAGAGAUGCUAAUUCAGUUUGUGUGGACACUACCAUAAAUGAUGUCUACUUAAUCAGUAAUUUCCCUUUUAAAUA